Messenger RNA from Cricetulus griseus (Chinese hamster), 1053 nucleotides. The record is from RefSeq and is a predicted model, not a curated record. Lineage: Eukaryota; Metazoa; Chordata; Mammalia; Rodentia; Cricetidae.
AUGGCCUCUAAGUACCCACGGUCCCUCCGAUGCUGCCUGCCCCUGUGUGCCUUCGUACUACAGGUGGCUUUCAUCCUUCUCUUCUGGUUUUUCAUCUCCUAUGACACUCCCCAAAUGCAACAGAAGUUCACGGUGACUUAUCAAGUCAUCCAGGAUUUGACCCUCAUGGCAGCCUUGGGCUUCGGCUUCCUUUCCUCAUCUUUUCGGAGACACAGCUGGAGCAGUGUAGCCUUCAACCUCUUCAUGUUGGCCCUCGGGGUGCAGGGGUCAAUCUUGCUGGACCAUUUCCAGAACCAGCUCUUCAAAGAGGAUGUGGCCAUCAAUCUGUUGAGCAUCCAGAAAGGUACCAUGAGCACAGUGCCUGUGCUCAUCUCAGCAGUUGCUGUCCUUGGGAAGGCCAACUUGGUGCAGCUGGCUGUGAUGGUGCUGAUGGAGGCAUCGGCCUUUGGAGUCACCAAGUUUGUUAAAAAGAAGUACUUCCAUGUGGAAGACCAUAUCAUCACCAUGUAUGGGCAUGUGUUUGGGGCUUAUUUUGGGCUGCUUGUAGCCUGGUGCCUCUCUAGGUCUUUGCCCAGGGGACCGGGUGAGGAAGCCCAGACAGAGAAGGUUCAGAUGGCCACAAGCUCCAGUCUGUUUGCCAUGCUGGGAACCCUCCUCUUGUGGAUAUUCUGGCCAAGUUUCAACUCAGCUCUGGUGAAAGAGCCAAAUGACAAGAAGAAGGCUGUGCUCAACACCUACUAUGCCCUUGCAGUCAGCACGGUGACAGCCACCUCCAUGUCAUCCCUGAGUCACCCCCAGGGAAAGAUCAACAUGGUUCACCUCCACAAUGCAGUGCUGGCAGGAGGCGUGGCUGUGGGCACCCCAUGUUUCCUGAUUACUUCUCCUUGGGUUGCCAUGGUGCUGGGCCUCACAGCUGGGUUGAUCUCCAUUGGGGGAGCCAAGUGUCUGCCGCCUUAUACUCUUUAUAUCUCUUUAGACCUCUCUUAUUCAAAUCUAAUCUUUAUAAUAUUUGCUUUAUCAUUUCUCUUGAAUUUUUUGUCUUAUCUUCUAUAG